AUGGUUGAGCCAACACCUAGUCCCAUUGCCAUCGUUGGCAUGGCAUGCCGUCUCCCUGGCGGUUCGGAUAACCCUUCCAAACUUUGGAAUAUGCUUUCAGAGGGACGAAGUGGCUGGCGUGAGAUCCCCGAAGAUAGAUGGAACAAAGAUGCGUUCUAUCAUCCAGACCCUGAGGCAAAAGAGGCCGUCAAUUUCAAGGGCCUUUAUUUCUUGGACCAAGACAUUACUGCUUUUGAUGCACGCUUCUUCAAUGUCCACCCUCAUGAAGCCCACUGCCUCGAUCCACAGCAGCGCAUCUUAUUGGAGACGACAUACGAGGCUCUCGAAAACGCUGGGCAAACCAUUGCCGGUAUCAAGGGCUCUGAUACAUCUGUACACGUAGGAGCUUAUGCCACCGACUUCGAACGCAUGGGCUACAAAGACACAGCAAGGACGCCUAAGGCUCAUAUGAUCGGCACCGGAAUCGCAAUUCUGUCAAACAGAAUAUCCUACGUCUUUGAUCUCAACGGGCCGUCCAGUACGGUCGACACUGGGUGUUCAGGAAGUAUGGUAGCCUUGCAUCAGGCAUGCCAUGGGCUCCGAGCAGGAGAGUCCAAGAUGGCUAUUGUCGCCGGUACCCAACUCGUCCUCACCCCUGACCAGAUCAUUCCCAUGAGCAGUGUCGGCAUGACCAAUCCGAAUGGCAGAUGCUACGUCUUUGAUAGCCGCGGCGCUGGUUACGCAAGAGGCGAAGGUGUUGUCACUCUAAUCCUCAAGCGUCUUGAUGAUGCUGUGAGAGACGGUGAUAGGGUCCAUGCCCUCGUCCGGAACUCUGGUCUGAACCAGGACGGCAAGACAGUAGGUCUCACGUUGCCAAAUCCUAUCGCUCAAGCGAAUCUUAUGCGCCUCGUAUACAAGAAUGCCGGUCUGGACCCAGCAGAUACUGUAUAUGUUGAGGCCCACGGCACUGGAACUCAAGCUGGUGAUAGCGCAGAGAUAUCAUCCAUUGCAGAAGUCUUCUGCCCCGAAGGCCAACGUGAGGACGGUCUAUAUGUUGGAUCUAUCAAGUCAAACAUUGGCCAUCUCGAAGCUUCAAGUGGUGUCGCAGGAUUGCUCAAGGCCAUUCUGAUCUUGAAGCACGGCGCAAUCCCACCCAACAUUGACUUCAUCAAGCCGAAGCCCACGCUGCAUCUAAAGGAGCGUAAGAUCAAGAUUGCUACUGAAAUGGUUCCACUCCCUGAGUCUACUGGACCCCACCGUGUGUCUGUUAACUCCUUUGGCUACGGUGGAACAAAUGCCCACGUCAUCCUGGAAGCUCCAGCCAGCUACGAGAAAUCAGACGGAGUCCCGGCUCCAGCGAAGUCAAAUGGUACCAAUGGGCAGGCCAAUGGACAAACCAACGGGCACAUCAAUGGAAAGGCCAACGGACACACCAAUGAGCAUUUCACCGAGGGAAGUGGCACCAACGGACACCCGGAAGUGCACGAAGUCACUUCUCCUGAACCUGGCACCAAUGGGACCAACGGACUCAAUGGCUUCAACGGAAAGAAAAGAGACGAUGUCGAAGUGAUCGACAGCUUACCUACCCCAAAGCUCUUCGUCUUGUCAGCUCGAUCGGAGACAUCUUUGCAGGCCAUGGUAGCCAAUUUACAAGGAUGGGUCUCUGCUCACGGCGAUGCCCCCUCACUUUCCAACCUUGCUUAUACUCUGUCGAGCCGUCGAUCAGAGCUGCAGUUCCGAUUUAGUGUCGCAGCGGCCAGCCAUGAAGAGCUCACAAGCCUUCUGGGACAGAAGCCGCGCAUCACCAAGGCGGCGUCCAACUUCCGCUCCGUGUUUCUUUUCACGGGACAGGGAGCUCAGUGGCAUGCCAUGGGCCGCGAGCUUACCAGAGAGCAUCCGGUGUUUAGAGCAUCGAUGCUCCAGUCAGAGAAGAUCCUGAAGGAUCUUGGGGCAGACUGGAGUCUGAUUGAAGAGCUUUCCAGAGACGAAUAUAACUCGCGAGUUGGACAGGCUGAGAUCUCUCAACCCUCUACUACAGCGAUUCAGAUCGCAUUGGUUGACCUCCUCAAGAGCUACCGCGUCUUUCCCAAUCUUGUUCUAGGACACAGCAGUGGCGAGAUAGCCGCUGGCUAUGCUGCCAAGGCGUUAGACCACGAAACAGCGCUCGAGAUAUCAUAUAGGCGCGGCUUCAUGUCACAGGCAUGUUCCCGUGUCAUUUCGGCCAGAGGCGCUAUGAUGGCCGUGGGUUUGGGAGAAGACGACGUCAAGAAAUACGUCGAGCAGACCAGAACCGGGCUCAUCUGCGUUGCAUGUGUCAACUCUCCCGUCAGCACAACCAUUUCUGGAGACGAAACUGCCAUCGACGAACUCAAGCAAAUUCUUGACGAAGAAUCCAUCUUUAACCGGAAGUUGAAGGUGGACACGGCCUACCACUCUCAUCACAUGAAGAAGGUCGCAGCAGAGUAUCUCAACUCCAUCGCACACGUCAAGGCUCGCACUCCAAACCCUGCCAUCAAAUUCUACUCUUCUGUUGCCGUCGCACAUAAGACAACUGAAUUUGAUGCACAGUACUGGGUUGGCAACCUUGUGUCCCCAGUCCGUUUCGGCAACGCGUUGGAGCUCCUCUGUCGCACAGAGCUCGUAGGCAUCGAGCCGGCACCGCUCACCCUGUUCACCGAGGUUGGCCCACACGGUGCCUUGGGGGGCCCAGUCAGGCAGACCAUCAAGGGGCUGACUGGCUUCAAGUCAAGCUACCUGUCCACGCUGUCUCGAGGUCGUGAUGCUGCGAUCACCCUUCUUGAGACAGCAGGCAAGCUGUUCGAGUUUGGAUAUCCAGUCUCGCUGCAAGCAACCCUGGGAGGAAGUCAAUCGGCUACGUUCAAGUUGGUUGAUGACCUUGCCCCUUAUCCUUGGGAUCACUCCACGAGCUUUCUCUAUGAAUCAAAGCUCAGCAAGGAGCACCGCUUCCGCGCGCACCCACCGCACGAUCUUCUCGGCCUUCGGGUCCCAGGGACCACGCAUCAUGAACCCACUUGGCGCAACCUUCUAGGCGUAGGAAGUCUUCCGUGGCUCAGCGACCAUGUUGUUGAUGGCUUCGCCAUUUUCCCGGCGUCCGGAUAUCUCUCUAUGGCCGUGGAGGCAGUCCGCCAGAUCAGCGUCGACAGAAAGAUAAAGGGUGUCAUCUCCCAGAUCCACCUGAAAAAUGUCUCCUUCACAAAGUCGAUCAUAAUUCCCGAAAGACGCACCGACGGACUGACGUCUGAUGUAGAGGUCCUUCUGACGCUGAGACCUGCCAAAAGUUUGACCGACCGUACAUGGGAGACGUUCCGUAUCAUGGCUCUUUCACCGGAGGAUGUAUGGCACGAGCACUGCUCGGGACAUAUCAUGCUCGAGUGGGCAGCUAAGGAGGAUGAAGUCGAGGGAUCCCGUGAAGAGAACAGGGCAAAUUCGAGUGGCCUCCAACACCUCCAGGACAUCAUCGACGCUUGCGACACUAAGAUUAGCGGUGAAGACCUUUACAAGAACUUCAGUGAGAACGGCAAUGUCUAUGGUCCUACAUUUGCCGGUAUCGAGUCGGCGCAGAUCGGCUCUCGUGGAGGCGUCGCAGAGAUCAAGAUCCCCGAUGUAAAGAGUAUGAUGCCUCGUAAGCAUCAGCAGGAGCAUGUCAUCCACCCAGCUUCACUUGAUACAGUCUUCCAACUCGGACUUCCACUGUACCGCAGGGAUGUUGGUAAUGGGCCCGUGAUGCCUACAAGCAUCGAUGACCUGAUCAUCAACUGCAAACUCAGCAGCAAACCUGGCACCAAAUGGACUGUAUGCUCUACCAUGGGCCAGAAAGGCUUCCGGUUUGCUAGUAUCGACAUCAUGGUAUUCGAAGAAGUCACCGAAGGUGCGCCACUGGUGCCCGUCUUGGACAUUCGCGGUGGCGCGCUUCGGGGAAUCGGCGAAGCUCCAGUGGACGAGAAUGUUCUGCCGUUCUCACGCAAGAUGAGCUACGCUCUCGAGUGGCAGCCCGAUGUCGAUCUCCUGGCGUCGCUACAGCAAAGGGAUGAGCCAAACCAGCUGGUGUCGUAUCUUCAGCUUCUGGCCUUUAAGCAACCACGCAUGAAGAUACUGGAAUUGAGCGUAGGGACCGAAGCCGACAUAGCGCUGCCAUUCCUUGAAGCAAUUGAUCGUCCUGAAGGGUUGCUUCUUGGCCGGUAUACAUACUGCAGCGCCGGCACCCAUGUCGAGUCCUCGGAUAAAGCUAAAGCCUCUCUUCGUCCAUGGAUUGAUCGAGUCGACUUCAAGACGUUGGAUACUUCAAAGGAUUGUACUCAGCAAGGUUUUGCAGAAGAGUCUUUCGACCUCAUCAUUGCUUUGCAGGCAGAGCCGAGCUCUAUUGACGAGUCUCUGAGCAACUGGCGAAAGCUUUUGAAGCCUCGCGGCAAGUUGGUCCUUAGCGCAUCACCGGUCCAAGGUAAACAGAAGGAUGUUGUUAGCCUGCCAGAAGUUGAUUGGCAUGCCCGAUUGGAGCAUCACAGCUUUCAGAUAGUGAUUCCAGACAAAGAAGACCCUGCCACAAGACCCAACAUGGUUAUCGCCACCGCCGUUGAGGAGCAGUCGUCACCCCAAGAUUUCCCGUCAAUUCGAAUCAUCUCCCAGUCCCAGUCCCAGUCAGACCAUUUUGCAUCUCUUGUAGAUGCAUUCAUGGCAUGUAUGACGAGACAAGGAUUCCCCUGCUCUUUGGAUGGCUGGUCAUCUGAGCCAGUCAAUGUUGAUGCCAUCCAUAUUGUCCUUGACGAUUCGUCAGAUCCUAUCCUUGCUGCACCGAGUGCCGAUAGGUUCGCCCAAAUCGUCUCGCUAGUCACCAAGGCUAAGAGCGUGCUGUGGCUAAGCUGUCAAGAUAGCGGUGCGGAUAUCCAUAAUCCGGCAAAGGGGAUGAUCAGCGGCCUCGCCAGAGUCGUGCGGCGAGAGAAUGCGGCUAUGCGUUUCGUCACUGUCGACGUACAAGAUGAUGUUAUAUCGACUCCGGAACUUCUGGUGUCCCAGAUCUUUGAUAUCACCAAAAGGUCUUUUGCCACUCCCAUCAGCACCUCACGAUCCGACGAGGAUGAGUUCACCUUCAGCAACGGCCAGCUCCUCAUUCCUAGAGUUCAUGCGGAUGCCAAGUUCGAUGACUGGGUCAAGAGGGCCAUUUACGCUCAAGGAAUGGAAACUGGCUCUUUUCAACAGGCAGAGAGACCCCUCAAACUCGAGGUUGAGACGCCAGGACUGCUCAGCAGUCUCCGGUUCGUCGACGACGAGACGCUAUCAAAGCCCCUACAGCCAUUUGAAGUUGAGCUUGAGGCAAGAGCAUACGGAGUCAACUUUAAGGAUGUAUUCAUCGCGAUGGGUCAGAUGAUUCCGGGUGUCACCAUGGCUGGUGAGUGUGCCGGUAUUGUUCGCAAGGUGGGCUCUGCUAUCGGGGACAAGUUCCGCGUCGGCGAUCGCGUCUGCGGAAUUUUCGCGGAGCCCUUCUCUAGUCACCCAAGGAUCGACGGAAACUUCAGCUGUCACCUUCCAGAGAGCAUGCCCUACUCCGUGGGUGCGUCUAUCCCUGUCAUUUUCUGCACCGCAUACCACUGCAUCGUGGAGGUCGCUCGCCUCGAGCGUGGAGACACCAUCCUGAUCCACGCCGCUUCAGGCGGUGUCGGCCAAGCAGCUAUUCAACUUGCCCAAAAUAUUGGAGCCGAGAUCUUCUGCACCGUUGGUAGCAGCGCGAAGCGUCAUCUGCUCAUUGACACUUUCAACAUCCCGCCAGAUCACAUCUUCUCGUCCAGGCUUCGGACAUUCAAGCAGGGCAUUCUACGACUUACCCAAGGCAAGGGUGUCAACUGCGUCCUGAACUCGUUGUCAGGCGAAUCACUCCAUGACUCGUUUGCUGUUCUUGCACCUCUGGGAACCUUUGUCGAAAUCGGAAAGUCUGAUAUUUAUCGGAAAAACGAGAUCAGCAUGGUUCCUUUCGACAACAGUGUCACAUUUGCUGCUGUAGAUUUGACGGUCUUGGCCCGGCUCAAGCCGACCAAGAUGCGAGAAACACUUGACAAAGUGCUCUCAUUAUUUGCGGAUGGCACCUUGAAGCCUGUGGCCCCCAUAACUGCUAUGCCGAUGACCAAUAUCGAGGAAGCUUUCCGUCUGAUCCAGUCGAGGAAGCACACCGGCAAGGUCGUUCUCGUCUGCGACGAGCAGACGCAAGUCAAGUUGACGCUGGCACGUCCUCGGCCUCUCCGGUUGGACAGCAAUGGCACAUAUGUCAUCUCUGGUGGCCUCGGAGAUCUUGGUCGAAGGAUUGCCAAGUUCCUAGCCGCUCAUGGUGCGGGACAUGUGGUAACGUUGUCUCGUCGCAAGCUUCAGGACGAAGAUCAGCUUGCAUUCGAGGAAGAAUUGCGAGCCUUAGGAGCGCAGCUACACAUCAUGUGCUGUGAUGUCACGGAUCGAGAGUCAUUACAAUUAGCCGCUGCCGAAUGUGCAGAGAAACUUCCUCCAGUGAGAGGAGUCAUCCAUGCAGGAAUGGUCUUGAGGGAUCAUCCUUUUGAGAUCAUGUCUCACGAUGACUACAUGACCUCGAUCAAGCCCAAGGUCCAGGGCACUCAGAACCUUGACACCGCCUUCGGUGCGUCUGAUUCCCUGGACUUCUUCAUCAUGCUGUCAUCCAUCACCGCAAUCCUGGGAAAGUCUGGGCAAUCAAACUACGCUGUCGGUAACGCCUACCAAGAUGCCUUUGCCCAGAGCAAAAAGGCAUCGAGCUGCAGAUAUAUUGCUUUGAACCUCGGUGCGGUCGACGGAUCAUUGGCCAUUACCUCGCUGCCUCCUGCGCAAAAAGACGCCAUGAGACGCGGAUCAGUCCUCAUGUCGUUUGAUGAAGUCUUCGCCGUUUUGACCUACGCCAUGAGCGCGCAGGCAAACGAGGAUGAUCUCCACCAGCUGAUUCUUGGUUUUGAUCGAAAGUCGAUGGAGGCGGUCCAUGAUGAGAUGGCUCUUGCGAAUCCCAUCUUCAGCCAGAUUCCCUACCUGGAGAAGGAGGGAGAACCGACAAAGGAAGCCGCCACUGACGUUGGAAAGCUGCUUCAACAAGCCUCUUCGCCCGAGGAAGUCAAGAACAUUGUGGUCAGCGGCAUUUGCCAACGAUUUGCCAUGUUCACUGCCGUUCCAGUUGAAGAAAUCAGUCAAGACGUUUCGAUGGAGAGUUUCGGUCUCGACUCUCUUGUUGCCAUCGAGUUGAAAAACUUUCUCUCUUGCACCUUCCAGGCGACACUUCAGACAUCUGAGGUUCUCGACGCUGUCAAUAUCUUGAGUCUGGCCAAGGUCAUCAUUCUCAGGUCCAAGCUCGUCCCCAAAGACGCAGAGACGGCUGUCGUGGAGACGGAUGACGCCCCCACGGCCGAGCAGGUAUCGGAUUUGGCCAUCGAGAUUAUAGCACCCGGUGCCAACCACGACUUCCACUGCUGUCGAGCCUCUAAGACACUUCAAAAGAUGCCUCUCGUUGACUUUGACGUCAUGUUUGACGACUACUUGGACAAGUCAAGAAUGUUCUUUUCCGCCGAGGUUUUCAAGACUAUCGAGGACGAUGUAGUGGAAUUCAGGAAGCCGGACAGCAUAGGCCGGGAGUUCUACCGUCGUCUCCACGAGCAGGCUCACGAUCCCGCAAUCGAGAAUUGGCAGGAGAAGUACUUCCUUCAGAGCAUGUACCUGCAGAGACGCAUGCCACUCGCACCUUUCAACAACUUCAUGGCAUUUCAUCCUCUCGGAGACAUGGGCCACACUCAAGCCGAGCGGGCAGCCAUGAUUGCAAGCAUCGCCUUCCAAGCCAAGCAGGACCUCGAAUCAGAUCGAUGGGAGCCCAUGACGUACAUGUUUACGGCCAACUGCACCGAUCUUUGGCAGUACAUCUUCAACACGGCUCGAUUGCCUGGUGUUCCGUUAGAUCGAAUGGCCAAAUUCCCUGGCAACGACUACAUGGCGGUGCUCUAUCGCGGACACAUCUACAAGGUUGAACUUAUGGACGGAGAUCACAAUGUUCCCGUCGAAGCAUUAACCAAGAUCUUUAACGCUCUCCUAGCUCAGCAAGACAUUGUUGACAACUGGACAAGCAUCCUUGGCACCGACGAUCGCACUUCAUGGGCAGAGAGUCGACAAGCCUUGAUUGAGCUCGAUAAUUCCAAUAAGGAGACCAUAGACAUGGUAGAGGCCUCUGCUUUCCUCGUCUGUCUCGAUGACACGGAACCUGCGCAUGCAGAGGACAGAAUCAACAGCAUGAUGAUGUUGAAUGGUUUCAACCGGUGGGUUGAUAAGUCCAUCGCAUUUGUGGUGUGCAAAAACGCAACUUCUGGCACAUACGUCGAGCACACAAUGAUUGAUGCGAUGACUCUCUUCGCGAUGCAAACUGCUAUUGUUGAAGGUAUCAUGGCCUACAAGCCCCCAAGAGAGGUCAACGGACACGCCAAUGGCGUCGUCGCCGCGCCUAGAGAGUUCACCCUCAAGACAAUGCCGGCCUUGGACGAGCGCAUCCAACAUGUGCGACAGCGUUUCGAGAAGGACAUCUCAAAGUUUGGAUACAGAGACAUCGUGCUCUCCGACUUUGGAAAAGACGUCCUCCUCGACCGACACCUCCCCAUCAAAGGCCUCUAUGAUCUGAUGGGUCUGCUUGCUAACUACUAUUACUACGGCUACAAUGCCCAGUCUUGGGAGGCCGUCUCCAUGUCACACUACCACAAGGGACGGCCUGACAUUGUGCAAGUCAACACACCAAUCACUGCAAACUUUUGCACCAUCGCAGACGACGAAAGUGUGCCAGCCCGGAAGCGCUUCGAGUUGAUGGUCGAGGCUGCCAACGCUCGUAACCAGGUCAUCAAGGAGGCGUUUACGGCGGGCCGCUGCUACCAGCGGACGCUCAGAGCCCUCGAGCUCUGCGCAGAAGAGGGCGAAGAAAUGCCUGCUCUCUUUAAGAAUCCGCUUUAUGAGCAGACUGUCGAGCCUAACCAGAUGUUCUCGAACACCGAUGGGCUAUCUCCCGAGUCUUGCUUUAUCAUGCAGAACCCGAAGAGGUUCUGGAUGACGUACUAUGUUACCGAUGCAGGAGCCCAUUUCUCUGUCGUCACUGGGAAAGAAGAGGUGAUUGCUUGGGCAGACUGUCUGCAACGUGCUUCUUCAGUGUUGAAGACGUUGAUAGACGCGGCAUGA
This is a messenger RNA of Colletotrichum phormii, 9180 nucleotides long. RefSeq names its product beta-ketoacyl synthase domain-containing protein. The transcript is spliced from 9 exons. The record is from RefSeq and is a predicted model, not a curated record. Bases 1 to 9180 code for a protein of 3059 amino acids. Gene Ontology annotation, molecular function: oxidoreductase activity; fatty acid synthase activity. NCBI's taxonomy places the organism in Eukaryota, Fungi, Ascomycota, Sordariomycetes, Glomerellales, Glomerellaceae. Gene Ontology annotation, biological process: secondary metabolite biosynthetic process; fatty acid biosynthetic process.